Molecule: messenger RNA, 2091 nt
Organism: Chanos chanos (milkfish)
Lineage: Eukaryota; Metazoa; Chordata; Actinopteri; Gonorynchiformes; Chanidae
Gene: minar1l
Product: membrane integral NOTCH2 associated receptor 1-like
Exons: 4
Coding region: 1-2091 (696 amino acids)
Biological process (GO): negative regulation of TOR signaling; negative regulation of cell population proliferation
Cellular component (GO): plasma membrane
Source: RefSeq, a predicted model, not a curated record
AUGGCAGCAGGCAGUGCUGAGGACCCUUUGGUGUUGAUGGAGGUUCUAGAGAUGCUGGGUGCAUCACGUCGAAUGUGUGUGUCCUACGCUGACAUGUGUGUGUGUCUGAGCCGUCGUUUCCAGCUGCAGCCUCUGUUGGAGUUGAGAAGUUUACUGUAUUCAACCGCCUGCCAGGACCCCUGUUUCCCCGCUACGCUCUUCAGAGACCGCUUACACACUCCCUGUGCCAACGCUCUCUCAGCCGCCGCCGACGUGGUCUCCCUGUUCAACCUGCUUACACACACACACACACACUCACAAACUCAAACACCCACUACAGAUCAGUCUCUCACAUCAUCACCUCCGUCCUCUCACAACAACCAAUCCCUCACCUCCUCUCUCGAUGGAAAGGGCUGUGAGGCCUGGGAUUGGCCCAAUGUCCUAUCAGUCAUAGGAGGCGGGACUAUGGCAGAGAGCUGUAAAUAUGAGCGUCAAAGGAAUGUGUUUAAGGAGGAGUUCCACAACAUUCCACCUCUCAUUCCCGUGGAAACAGACAGCCAAUCGCAGUUCAGCCCGGAGAGAAAGGCGCAGAAAGAGCAAGAGGAGGACGUUCUGUUCGUCACUCAUGAAAAUCCUUAUGACGCAGACGCAGACGCUCACACUCCUGCCGCACGCACACGCACACGCACUCAACGUGCAAAACAUGAGAGUUUGGAUGACCUUCAGACUUCCACCUACUUUGGACCACCAGGAUCUGAUUGGGCGCAACAGAGCCGAGCUCCGCCCACGAAGAGUCACAGUCUGGACACUGACACAGAAAAAUCUGAAUUGGAGAAAACGGGAUUAAUCAAUCCCGGAUUAGACAAACCCGCCCUAGACAGACUAGGAUCAGGGAGACCCAGACUACAAGGGACUGGUUUUGGGAGCACUGGUUUUGAUAGAACUGGUCUGGACAGCACAGGACUGGACAGUCAUUCUUUCGAAGGUUCAGCUUUUGACCCCAUCCUCAUCAGUUCAGUUCGAGACGCCCUUAAGCGUUUGAGUGGGCGGAGUCUUGAUGCUCUUUCCGAUUGGCCAGUGACUACGAUGGGAGAAAGGGAAGGGGGUGUGUCCAGCAUUGGCACACAGACGGAAUUCCCCCCCGAUCGCCGGGCUCUGCGCAGCCUGAUGCUCAGUGAGAAGUUCUCCUUUGACAACCCAGACCUCAUCGCUGAGGAUGAUAUCAGUGCGAUUUUCCGUUUUCUUGACGACAUCAGUAUGUGUGGCUCAAUGGCGGUGCUGCCUGGAGAGGGAGGGGCUUUGACUGGGAAUCAACCGGGACUGGCAGAGGGUGCGGAUGGGGUUUCACCCGACCGGCGUGGCCGACUGGGCAAGCUUAGGAGGUUGUUCCACUCACUGGAAGGACCAGAGGAGGGCGUGCGCUGGGGUGUUGGACGGCUGCUUCAACGAAUCACAGACUUGGAACAGAGGCUGGAGCCAAUCACAGAGCUGCGCGAUCAGCUGACGCAUAUACUCACCGCAUUACAGCGCCUGGAGGAAAAGAGCCAGCUUACACACGCACACACCCAGCUGCAGGAUGGCCAGGGAGCUGAUACACACACAUGUGCAGAGACAGGGCCACACACACACACACAAGCAGGCGCCCAACGAAAAGGCAUGUUCUCACAAAGAGACUCCAGGAGCCACAUGGACAGUAGCAGCUCUGAGACACACAAAGACUGGACUGUCAAAUACAGCAAGGAGCAACAGGAGGAUCAGCAGACCAGGGGAGGCAAGAGACAGGGCCUCCUGGUGCAGGAGGAGAUCAGCUCCCACUUCCUGUCUGAUGCCCACAGGAUCCCACUGCACAGCUGCAUGAAAAGCCCGGCCCUACGUGCCACAGACCGACCCAGAGUGUCCUGGAGUCAGUCAGAACUCACACCGCUUGACCUGCAGGCCCCUGAGUCAUUGGAUUUGUGGUUGGAUGAUGUUUGUACCCCAGCGUCAGACACGCUCCUGAGAAGGACAGUCACACGCUGCAGCCAUGCUCGGACCUACCGCAUCACUGCUCUCAGCGUCACGGCAACUGUCAUCCUCCUCCUCAUCAUCAUCAUCCCCAUCAGCACCACUUAA